Molecule: messenger RNA, 3200 nt
Organism: Tachyglossus aculeatus (Australian echidna)
Lineage: Eukaryota; Metazoa; Chordata; Mammalia; Monotremata; Tachyglossidae
Product: thyrotropin-releasing hormone receptor-like
Exons: 3
Coding region: 181-1428 (415 amino acids)
Biological process (GO): phospholipase C-activating G protein-coupled receptor signaling pathway
Cellular component (GO): membrane
Molecular function (GO): thyrotropin-releasing hormone receptor activity
Source: RefSeq, a predicted model, not a curated record
GCCGAAGAUGCCAAGCUCUUUCUUGAAAUGUUGGUUCCUGGGAACCUGCUUAUUUCCCUCACAGUCCACAAUUCCCAAGCUCUCUAAGAAGCAGGAUCUCUGCUGAGGAUCUCUGGAAAGAGCGGCGACUGUGGCCUCCGCUCCUCUUCCCGGCCCUUCGGAUCCCCACUACCCGCUGCCAUGGAGAAUGGCAGCAAGUUGGACAGCCCCACCAACUUCUCCCUGCUGGGCGGCGGCGCUGUCCCAGGCAUGAUCGAGUACAAGACCAUCUCCGUCUUCCUGGUGCUGCUGAUCUGCGGGUUGGGCAUCGUGGGCAACGUGAUGGUGGUACUGGUGGUACUGCCCACCCGAAACAUGCGGACCCCCACUAACUGCUACCUGGUCAGCCUGGCCCUGGCGGAUCUCAUGGUGCUUGUCGCCGCUGGGCUGCCCAAUGUUUCCAACAGCCUGGCAGGGCGCUGGAUCUACGGGCGUGCCGGUUGCCUGGGCAUCACCUAUUUUCAAUACCUGGGGAUCAACGUCUCUUCCUGUUCCAUCACCGCAUUCACUGUAGAGAGGUACAUUGCUAUCUGCCAUCCCAUGAGAGCUCAGACCGUGUGCACCGUGUCCCGUGCCAAGCGCAUCAUCUCCGGGAUCUGGCUGGUCACAUCUUCCUACUGCACGCUCUGGUUCUUCCUGGUCGACAUCAACAUCAGUAAGAACCAAAGCCCAGAGUGCGGCUACAAGGUCUCCCGCAACCUCUACCUCCCCAUCUACCUGCUGGACUUCGCCAUCUUCUUUGUCACUCCGCUGCUCGUGGCCACCGUCCUCUAUGGGCUGAUCGGGAGAAUCCUUUUCCUGAGUUCUCUCUCCUCUCUGCCCAACCACGCCUCCAACUGCUGGUGGGGAAAAGGUGCUAAGGAGAGGAACCCCCGGGAGAGGGACACAGGGGGAAAGGCUGAGGAGGCCAAGAUGAGCAGCAGUUCCAGAGCCAAAGGGGCUCUCUCUUCCAGGAAACAGGUCACCAAGAUGCUGGUGGUAGUGGUGGUCCUCUUUGCUCUCCUGUGGACGCCCUACCGAACCCUGGUGUUGGUCAACUCCUUCGUGGAUCACCCCUACCUGGACCCCUGGUUCAUCCUGUUCUGCCGCAUUUGCAUCUACACCAAUAGCGCCAUCAACCCCGUCAUCUACAAUCUCAUGUCCCAGAAGUUCCGGGCGGCCUUCCGGAGGCUGUGCAAGUGCCGGGAGGAAGGGCUGCAGCGGCGGAACACGUAUCUGACCACCAACAGCUACAGCAUGGUCCGGGAGUCUCUCCAGGCCAAGUCCCAGGCCCAGAGAAGACGGAGAGGCCAGCCCCAGGGCAACGAGGAGCAGGAGAGCAGCGCGGAUGACCCACAAGUGGGUGGCCAGGGAGAUGGCCGGGAAGAGCCGUACUUCAGCAUGGUAUAAAGCCUCUCUCUCCUCCUCCCCUGCCGCAGCCCCCUCACUGACUGAUUCCCUUCCUGCCGCUCCAGGAGAAGACUUGGUCUCUGUUCAGCUGGGGAAAAGGUUGAGGUGCCAGGACAGGGAGGAGCCGUCCUGCCUCUUCUGGAAGGAAACUGGAGAGUCCUGCCCACUGUUUGGGCGGGUCCUAAAUACCUGUGGACUCUGGUUCUAGAAUAGCAGGACUGAGACGCCUGGGAUGGAGGGACCAGAAUCAGUCCGGGAUCUGGCGGGGCUUUAGGUGGCAAGGAGAGGGUAUAGGGUAAAUACCUUUGACUGACUGGGGUGACCAGGGUCCAGGGGACCAGAUCCAUAUUCAUCUCUGCGGUGCAAGAGGCUCUCAGGAGCCCAGAUCCCUGCAUCCAAUUCCCACUCCCUGAUGCUCAGCAUAGCGGGGAAACACAGGGCCUAAGGAACUGAGGGCUCCCAGAUGGUUCCUCAGUAAUUCUUUCCUCCCUAUCCCUCAACAUCUUUCCACAAGGGAAAACUGCCCUUAAGGCAUGAUCACUAGAUAUUUGUGCAAUAUUUGUAUUUGUGUUCUGGGUCAUGCCACCCGGAGGGAGUACUGCAUCCAGCACUGGAUGCAGUGGAAGACCUUGGAUCCCAAUGCUAACUGGCUUCUGGCACAAUCUGCCUUUAUGAGAAGAAGGUCAAGAGCUUCUCUGGACAAUGACUUUUACACGAGACCUUUUGGGAGAGUUAUCUGUGACUAAAACAAACAGCAGGAACAAAUAGAAUUAGCCACAGGGCCCCAAACUCAGCUUUUACAAGUGGCAUUUGGACUUUUGUCCUAAAUGAAGCAAUAUUUUGGUCUCCAAGGGUUUUGAACGAUUGAAGAUACCCCUGAAGCUCUGGGGCCUCUCACGGAAGUUUGGGUCCCUUCCCUGGAGGACGAUUUUUCUGGGCAACAUCCUGGGUCAGGUCCAUAUUGCUCAGCUCCUGGGAUGAGAAGAACAUCACUGAAGCCAGAACCUGGGACCAGAGGCAGAGAGAGAACUCUGUAGGGCCAAGGCCAGGGUGGAAAUUUCAGGGCUCUGUAUUCCAGUCAACCGUGCAUGUUGCGUGAGCUUGCAUACCUCAUUGUUGGAGUGGCUUGGUGCUGGCUGGACUGAAAAGACAGCAGGAGGUCUUUCAGGUCACUGUCAAUACUGUAAUGUUGCAGUCUAGAACUGUUAUGCUACAUCUGCUUGGGCCCAGGCAUGGGCACAGCUCCUUCCAGCCCCCUGUCAAAAAUCUGCUCGUUCUCUUCCAUCUCUGCCCUCAACUAAAGUUAAAUUGAGCCAGGGAAGAAUUGGGAGCAGUGAGGACUUGGAGUCGAUACAGCAGGCCUGGUGAGGGAGCUCCCUUCCACCAGCAGUUUUAGCCUCCCCCGCUGGCUUAUUGUCCUCUUAUUCCCAGACAACUGGCUGGCAUUAGAGUUGGUCUGAAGAUGAGGGGUGAAGGGAAAAGCCACCAGGAUGGAAAAGAGAAGGUUGGCAACUGAGGGGUCCUGGGAGCAGAGCUGUGCUGUGCCCCAACCAGGGCAUUUAGUUAAGGGGACCAUCCUUUCCUCUUCUCCCACACCCUUCUGUGUUGUCUUAACUUGCUCCCUUUAUUCGUCCCCGCUCCCAGCCCCACAACACUAAUGUACAUAGCUGUAAUUUAUUUAUUUAAUGCCUGGCUCCCCCUCUAGACUGGAAGCUCAUUGUGGGCAGGGAAUGUGUUGUUAUAUUGUACUCUCCCAAGCACUUGGUACAGUG